Molecule: messenger RNA, 1987 nt
Organism: Porites evermanni
Lineage: Eukaryota; Metazoa; Cnidaria; Anthozoa; Scleractinia; Poritidae
Source: the annotation of a GenBank genome assembly
AUGAAAGGCAAGGAAAUUGAUACUGUUGCUAGUCAAGCCGUUUCUAUAGUAACAGCAACCCUUCAGUUGGUCCUUCUGUUGGAGGAUUGGCGGCCUUCAUGCUUACGUCACGUUUCCAUGACAUCGCGAAUUGCCAGAAUUAUGUGUGUCUUCUUAACAGGUAAGAAGAAAAGCUGAUUGUAGCAUGCGAACGCAGACGUAUUUCCGGUCGUGUUUUUUUUUUUUUCGCGUUCUCGUGUGCUGCACAAUAUGAACCUUUUAAGAGCUCGUUUGUAGAAAUUAGUCCACUCGUUAUUUCAUCUCAAACAAAGGCCACUUUGCCCUGCUACCCAUGGGAUAAAAGUUUCAUCUCGUUUCCUUACAAUCCAGAAUGUUUUAACUCUGAAAAAAAAGAAAUUAAAAUCAAUACAACGGUCAAACGAUAAAAGGUUUGAAAGUACUUUCUGUAUAAUUUAACCGUGGAAUUCUCUCUUUGUCAACUUUCAGGGAGUGAUUUGUUUCUGAACAGCAAAGUCCAUGACUAUUUGUCAGUUCUUUUGCGGAUUUACACAAACUCUGCAAAACUAGCGAAGCUCGAUUUCAAUUCCCCAAUCCCUGGACUCACGUCGUUCUAUGAUCUGUAAGUAACACGCUUUUAUUUCGCUCGAUAUCAUAUAUCUUUUAUUUUUAUUAAUAUUUUUAUUGAUAAAUCUGGCACUUAAUUUGAGUUUCUGGAUGGAGUAUUAGCCUUACGCCGGCGGCGUUCAGUCGGCUAUCAUUCAGCAUUACUUGAACUUCUUGUUGCGGAAGUUCUUUAUUUCCGAAGACUCAAUGCAAUGCUCAAGUCUCACUGUAGAACUACUUUACUGUGUACCGUUUCAGGGUAUCUUUAGCCUGUGAACAGGCUCUCUGUUAUGGGAUGGGGUGAAAAAAUCGCGAGGAGAGGGAUUUUUUCACCCUUUCGCAAACCAAACAGAGGGCCUGUUCACAGGCUAGGGUAUCUGUGGAUUAAAUUGAUACUUUUCGUUUUGUUGUGCAUGGUUUUUAAUAUGUUGUGAAGGAAAUUUUUACAUGUAAGUGAUAUAGUUUAAUACUAUGUAAAACCCUAUCGUAUGGUUCGUUAUUCUUCUUUUAUCGGAUGAUAUAAUUUCGGUUUUUUUUAGGUACGCCUCAGUACUUUCACAGUAUUCCGCGGUAUCCUUUGGUGACCCUUUGUUUGGCUGCUUUGUCGUCCUUCCGUUAACACAAAGACACGACAUUAAGUUUCGUAGAGCUGUGUGGGAUGAACACAUAGGUGUAUUAAGGGCCUUAGCAAUUCCCUUAGAUCAGGUAACGUGUAACUGGUGUCUAGUACUCUUACACCGCCAUUUGAUUUGUCACGUAACGCUUUUCGGUAGUUUUAUUGAGGCAGUUCAUACCGUCAGCUGUUGUGAGUUUCAUAAUUACACCCAACGCGCGAAUCUGCAUUUUGGUCGGGCCGAUAGUUAGCAAGAAGAGCGAACCUGUGGAGAGAAACACAGUACCUUCAGUUCUUCAAUACUCCCACAUGCGUUCCAAACGAAGUAGCCCUUUCCCAAAAGGCAACGGGUUUGUGCGUUGUGAAGACACUUGUGAGCCUCGGUUGUUAUAAUUUUAGCCGCAGUUGUUCAAAGGGUAGAUAACGCUAUAGGUAGAUUUCUGUCCAGCAGAUGACGUAAUUGUUUCCCCGUGUACCUAUCCGGGAUAUAGUGCUGUCCAAUGUCUGAACAAUUGGUGCCUAAACAGCAUGUUUUAUAGAGAUUAAUCGGUAAUGUCGGUUUAAAGACCAGGUCUGCCUGGACUAGGAGAAUUUGCCUGUGUGCAAUGAAAAUUUAACAAGUUUAGUUGUCUCUAAAAUGAAAUGACAAUUUAAUGUUGACUCUUUUUUCAGCUGCCUAUUCCUUUGGAGGAAUUUUUGUACCCAAUAGAACGGAACCAGUCCUUACUCGCGCUUUAUCUUCGAGCUUUAGCCACUCAGACAGUGAGGUGA